Messenger RNA from Achroia grisella, 1392 nucleotides. RefSeq names its product facilitated trehalose transporter Tret1-like. Bases 1 to 1392 code for a protein of 463 amino acids. Gene Ontology annotation, biological process: transmembrane transport. The transcript is spliced from 7 exons. The record is from RefSeq and is a predicted model, not a curated record. Gene Ontology annotation, molecular function: transmembrane transporter activity. NCBI's taxonomy places the organism in Eukaryota, Metazoa, Arthropoda, Insecta, Lepidoptera, Pyralidae. Gene Ontology annotation, cellular component: membrane.
AUGCCAGCUAACAGUGAUUUACCGAGGAAACCAGGGAAAACAAUUAUGCAAUGGAUAUUAGCCAUACUAGUCAACACUACAAUGUUCACGUACGGACUACAAGCCGGUUGGAUCUCGCCCAUGACAAAAGUAUUGCAAUCAAAAACAUCGUCAGUAGUAGACCAACCAAUAUCUGACGCCAGUUUGACAUUGAUCGCAAGUACGAUGCCCUUAAUAGCGGUAUUGGGAGUACCUCUGUGCUCUUAUUUGGCAGAUAGAUACGGAAGGAGAGUAGGCGUUCUUGCAGUUGCCGUACCGCAAGCUUUAUGCUGGAUUAUCAAAAUAUUUACAACGAGUGUGCCUGGACUCCUCAUUGCCAGAAUAUUUGCUGGUAUAGCAGCUGGUGGCUGCUUCUGUAUCACCCCCAUGUACGUGAAAGAAAUAAGCCAGGAUAACAUAAGAGGUCUGCUGAUAUCUCUAAUGGGACUGAAUCAAAAUUUGGGAUUCCUCUUCAUGUAUACUAUGGGCGCAUUCCUGAAUUACUAUACGGUGCUAUGGAUUGUGGUGUGGUUGCCAUUGGUACUGAUAGUGUUACUUAUAAAGGUCCCUGAGUCGCCAGCUUAUCUAAUCAAAUUGGAGAAAUACGAGGCGGCUGCAUCUAACAUUGCUCUCCUUCGAGGUCGAAAGCCUGACGACAAAGAAGUUGUUUAUGAAAUUGACUGUAUGAAGAAUGAAGACACGUAUUUCAAAUCGCUGCCUGAUGUUUCCUUUAGCAGCAUUUUAAAAACCAAGCCAUGGCGAAAGGGUCUUUUGUUGCUCCUAUUGCUGAUUACUGUUCAGGCGGGAAAUGGAUGCUUUGCUAUAAUAACGUAUGCGUCCAGCAUACUUGUUGGAUCUGGAGUGACCCUCAGUCCUGAUAUACAGACACUCAGCAUACCAGCCGUGAUGAUCAUCGGCUCCGUUUUUUCUAUAGCGUGUGUCGAGAAAGUAGGAAGAAAGUUAUUAAUGUCAUCAACAUUUGGCAUAACAGUAGUAUCGUUCCUGUGUCUUGCCUCGAUAAUUCUCGUGCAGCACCAGGGCGGCAGCGUUCCGGGCUGGUUGUCCGUGAUGUCGAUAAUAGCUGCUGUAUGGGCAUACGCUGCGGGAGUCGCGCCAAUACCAUACGUCGUCAUGGCUGAAAUGUUCAAUUUCCAAAUACGAGCAAAGGUCUUGGGCUGUAUAGUGACAUAUGCGUGGUUUAUUUCCUUCGUACAGUUGUUUGCUUUCACACCGAUCUCAAAUGCACUGGGGGCGCACACCAUGUUCUACUGCUUUGCUGGAAUCAAUCUUCUUGGAGUUUUUGUUACCUUAGUACUUGUACCCGAAACAAAAGGAAAAACGGUUGAAGAAAUCACAUUGCUUUUGGCGCGAUAA